Molecule: messenger RNA, 1625 nt
Organism: Mytilus californianus (California mussel)
Lineage: Eukaryota; Metazoa; Mollusca; Bivalvia; Mytilida; Mytilidae
Exons: 2
Coding region: 70-1578 (502 amino acids)
Cellular component (GO): nucleus; CHRAC
Molecular function (GO): protein heterodimerization activity
Source: RefSeq, a predicted model, not a curated record
GUUUAUAGUUAGCAUGCAAACAGUCUUUGUUUAUACACAAUGAAGCUAUGAAAGUGAAACAUUUUUUCAAUGGAUCAAAACGAAAAAAGCGUGAAAAAUCAAACACAUAUAAUAUCACAAAAAGGAGAAGAAUCCUCGAGUCACGCUCUCUGCACUGACGAUUCAAAUUCUGAAUCCUUUCAAUCGGCUAAAAUAACAUCAAAUGAAUCUCCAAAAAAUGUAACACCUCCUUAUAUGUCACAGAAAAAUGCACCUCCAGUAAAUACAUACCAUUCUUACGUGGAAGAUUCAGCGGAACGGAUGCAAAAUGUAUCAGGAACAAACUAUCAACCUUAUUGCAAUUCCGAAUCAGAGAAACAUAUUUCAAAGUUACUUCCAUCAAAUAAAUCAGGUGCAAAAAGUGAACAACCAAAUUACUCACCAAGCGUAAAAAGAUCAGCUCCAGAAUCACAAGGUCCAAAUUUCGCUGAAAAUUAUGAUGGGUACCUAUCUUAUAUACCAGAACCAGAGAAACCUAUCUCAAAUCCACCUCCAUUUAGUAACACAAUAGAAACUGAAGGGCCUAUUGAACCAACCUCCGAAAAUUCAGUAAAUGAAUCGAUUUCACAAUGUUCAAAUGAAUUAAUUAUAGCUUUGUCUGACGAAGCUCAAUCAACCAAAACAAUAAACUCAAUUAAAAAGCUGACAAAAAUCCACUUACCGAGAAUAAGGUCAAUGAUGAAAAGCGAUCCUGAAGUCAGAUUAGUUAGUAAAGAAGCGGUAGUAGUUCUUGCUAAAGCUACGGAACUUUUCAUAGAAGAACUUUGUAAGGAUGCGAUGAUUAACACACUAAAAAGUACAACUAAACGGAAAACCCUGCAAAGAAAAGACCUCGGUCUGAUGUUACGUACAAUACCCGUAAUUGCUAUGCCUUUUACCACGGAAGAAAAGACGGGUGAAGGAUCUUCUCUAGUCACUGUAUUCGGUCAAGGCAAACAGACUAAUGCUCAAUCUGUAGUGGGUGUGCCUUCCAGCAAGGAACAGCAGACUUAUACCGAUUCCGUAGUAGCUAAGCCUUCCUGCAAGGAACAACAGACUUAUAUCGAUUCCGUGGUAGCUUUACAAAUUAAUAAGGAGCUACAGUCUGGUUCUGAACCUGUGAUGGCUUUGUCCUUUGAUGACGAAUCAGUGAAGACUACUAGGCCUUUUAAGGAUAUUCAGACUGAUUAUGAAUCCGAUCAGGAUUUGGCUGUAGGCAAACAAUUGCAAUCCGCAAGGAAUUGGCCUUUGAGCAACGAUCUGCAGACUGAUGUAGAAUCCUUAAAUGCUAUCCCUUUUAGCAAGGAACUGCAAAUUGGGACUGCAGUAAUGGUGCCUAUGCCCUUUAGUAAGGAACUGCAGUCGGAUUUUAGUCCCCUUAUGGAUAUGUCCAGUAACAAAGAACUGCAUACUGAUGUUGCAACAGAUAUGACUAAGUCAUUUUUCGGAGAACUACAGCAUGAUGAAGACUCAUUGAUGGCAGAACCUUUCAGCACAGAACUCAGUGGUGAUCUUGAAACAGUAAUAACUUUUCCCUCAAACAAAAAUGAUUCUGAUUAAAGCCACGUUGUCGAAAUGCUAAAACAAGAGAUCAUUAAAAAUUUUGU